This is a messenger RNA of Nicotiana tabacum (common tobacco), 432 nucleotides long. Lineage: Eukaryota; Viridiplantae; Streptophyta; Magnoliopsida; Solanales; Solanaceae. The record is from RefSeq and is a predicted model, not a curated record.
AUGAUAGUUAAUCGGAGAAAGUUUAUCUUGGAACUCUUGGAUGAGUACAAUUGCAGUCAUCUCUCAAUGGUUUCAUCACCUUUGGAUCCUUUAUGCAAAUUGAGUGCAGAUUCUAGAGAAUUGUCAAAGGAUCCAACUUCAUAUCGGAGGAUUUUUGAAAAAUUAAAUUGCUUGACUCAUACUCGACCGAAUCUCUCUUUUGUGGUACAUCAUUUAAGUCAAUUCAUGCAACAACCUCGCACUUCCCAUUUCUCUGCUGCUCUUGGAGUGAUUCGCUAUUUGCGUUUGGAUCCAGUUCAAGGGCUCUUCAUUUCAACAGAUCCCCUACUCACUCUGUUAGCAUUUUGCGACGCUGAUUGGGAUUCUUGUAUAGACUCGCAUCGAUCGAUUAGUGGAUUCUUCAUCACUCUUGGAGGCUCUCCCAUCUCCUGA